AUGUGGACUUUCAAAUCUCAGCAAAGAUUCCAGGCAAAUGCCUUCGCAGCAACAUGGAACAAUUUCCUCGGUAGGUCCACGACCAAGAUGGAGGAUCUCCACCUAAUUCUAGGUGCGAUGCAGGACUUCAGAUCGGCCGCCAUCCGGGAUCUGCCUGUGAAAGAUAGAAUGAAAGCGAUUCUGAAGGGCCAUGCAAUGCUGCCUGUGGCCCUGCUCUACGCUCCUGGACCAAGGCUUCAAGACGAUAAUCCGUUGCAUCGAUGGGCUCCGGAGUUUCCUCAGAGCAACAAGCUGGACUGUAAUCUGGGAUACUUGAAAGUCUUCUCGGACUGCCUUCAAAUUGUGGGGCAUGGGCCUGCUCAUACGCAAAGCAGCGAGUCGAUAUGGAAACCGAUUCGGCAGCUACCCAACAGCAACUUGCUAGACAAGGUCUGUACAGCCGUCGUGGUACUCGUGAGUCGUUUCUUCGGCGUAGGACCUGCGGAGUCUCCUAGACAAAACCUAUGCUUGACUAUGCCCAAGUCUGAACAGUCCGACCGAUUCACCAUUAAUAUACAAACUCUGUCAGGCUAUGAACAGCUGUGGGUAGAGGCUUGUCCUUUGGAAGGAGUGUCACGCAUCACGGUGGAAGAUGGCAUGACUUGCAUCCUUUUCCCUAAUGUCUACGAUCUUCAUGGCCGUGCAAGCUGGUACCAAGCUGCUGGUGCCCGUUUUCGAGUCCGACAGUAUAAUGAGACGUCACUACAUCUUAUCUAUGACUGUCCGCUACAGAUAUAUGCCUACGAUAGAACGAAGAGCAGAAUACGGGAGAGUCAACAAGACCCGAGUUCUACCUUUCCUUUACUUCUAACAAAUCCAGUGGCGGCAAGCUGUCGAAUUUUUAUCGACUGUGAUCUCUCCACUUGGCCAUCCGCGCAUCAUUUCUUUGAGUCUCCAGAAGGUCCAUUGUGCGAGCAAGUCACAAUACAUAUGUACGGACUCGCCUACGUCUCAAUCCAAGCUAUCUGGCCCGUUUCAUUCAUUCUUGUCAUGGCCACAGCAUCUUCGCUACAUAUCCAGCGCCUCAUGGUAUUCUACUGCUACCUCGGAAAGGUCACCCUCACAUGUGUUGAGUGUCUAUGGUGGCGUGGGAUCUGGAAAGCGACAGAGCGACAAGUUUGGAGCGAGGAUUUUGGAUCAAACAGCCCGUCUGUACAUCGCCAUUACGACAUACUAAAUCAAAAUCCCUCUCUAUUGAUAGGGCUACGGCGAGCACUACUCAUGGUUGUGCUCAUGGCUAUCUUUCUGGCGGUGGGGUUCACGCGUCCGGCUGCGAAAUGGGCACGGUGGGCAGGGGUAAUGCUGGGAAUGGAGCUGGCCCAGAGACUAGUACUGCAUGUCGCUUGGUUCAAAUUACCAGAGACGGCAUUGGGAAGAAGGGUGCGCGAGCAAGUGCAAAGACGGUGGCUGGGACUGAAGGAGAAGCUGAGGAGGGUGCGAGAAGCGCACAUAAAUCAAGAAAUGGAGAGAGUGCCCUAUCGAGAAUCGUGGGACGUGGAUCUGCAAAAUUUCUUCGUCUUUGGAUAG
Molecule: messenger RNA, 1566 nt
Organism: Endocarpon pusillum Z07020
Lineage: Eukaryota; Fungi; Ascomycota; Eurotiomycetes; Verrucariales; Verrucariaceae
Exons: 2
Coding region: 1-1566 (521 amino acids)
Source: RefSeq, a predicted model, not a curated record